AUGGAAAAAAGCAAGCUUUAUAAAUUAGCCUUCAAAAUAUGUCCACCAAUUGCAUUGAUAUUCAGCAUCCUGGUGACAAUAACAACUCUGUACAUCAACGAAGGAUUGUCACCGCUGUUUAUCUUCAUUUCGAUCCAAGUUUACCUGAACUGGUUUGCAAUUUACACGAUAAGCCAGGGAGAAACGACUGCUAGACGUCAAACACGCGACGAGUCUGACUCUGACAGCGUGGCAAUAACCAUUGCACAGGAAUCUCCUGCAAAUGUGAAGUACUGGUACUGCGACAAGUGCCAGAAUUAUACGUACAAGCCUACUCAGCAUUGCGUAGUAUGCAACAAGUGUUUUCACUACCGGGAUCAUCAUUGCUUCUUCAUCGGCGGCUGUAUCAUCCAGCAAAACAUGGGAAACUUUAUCCUGAUCUGCUUUCACACCUCUCUGGCUUGUCUCUACUCUCUGGUGGUAAUCGGGCCUUAUCUGUAUGAGAAUUUGAGAGAUAUAUUGGAGCAAGAUCCGAGUGUUGUCAACGUAAUCAUCAAUUUUUGCUUUCCAAUAGCAAUAGCAAGACUCUUUAUCUUCGGAAAAACUUCUUAUUUACUAUUGAUAACAUUAUUUGAUACUUUAUUUUCGGUGUGGAUCGUUUGCUUGGUCUACGGAGCUUGGAAGUUGUUCAAUUGCUACACCGGAAGACAACGAUACUAUCCCCAUUCUUAA
Messenger RNA from Cotesia congregata, 711 nucleotides. The record is from the annotation of a GenBank genome assembly. Lineage: Eukaryota; Metazoa; Arthropoda; Insecta; Hymenoptera; Braconidae.